AUGUCAGAGGCCUAUAUUUUGGCUGCUCUUGAAUUUUUAAUUCAGUUUGGGGGAAACCAAAAUGUUUCAGACUUGUGGGCACAUAUGUGCAACAAAUUUCAUCAAGUUUCUGAUUUUAAAUAUGGCAUCGGGAAAAGCAUUCACACUUUCGAAAGAUUUCUAUCGUCUAACCCCUUAGUAUUUAACGUUGUUAAUAAUGUGGUCUGUCUUACUGAUAUAAGCAAUCCAAUGAGCGAAGAAAAGGCAUCCUCAAACCAAUUUAUCAAUCGUGGCAAUAAUUAUUCUAAGAGUGUAAGGAAUAACCGGAGUAAAUACACAAUAGAGUCGGAAGCUUCUGCUGUUAGGUACUUUCAAGAACACUUGCUGAGGAAACCUGAGAGAUGGGUACCCAUUAAGAAUUUAGCUGGUCAUUUAUCACAAGCAUCUCCUCACAUUAGAAUCAGCGUAGGUCCUCAGUCUGAAUUUGUCGAGUUUCUGAUGCGGCAUCCUUUGAUAUUUGAUAUUCAAGGCGAUCUUGUUGGGCUACGGGAUAAAUUUAAGACAAUCUGUUCUGCAGGUCCACCACCCAGUCACAGAAGAAAAAUACAGCGACCCCUGUCAUCUCACAUACCUGAAGAUAUAUAUCGAACAGUGCCGUAUCAUUGUGUAUCUAAUGGUUCUUCGAUUCCUCCACCAACCAGUCAUGAAGAUCUGUCAGCAAAAUCACAGAAUAGUGAUAACAUUGUAGUGUGUUUAGAUGACUGUAAAGCUAUUUUCUGGCUGAUGUAUGUCAUUAAGCAUAAUUUCAAGGAUGAAGUUGUGAUAUCGAGACUGCUAGCAGAACUUGCACGUGCACCCAACUCAGUCCGAAAUUGUAUUGGUUGGACUCAAAUUGAACUGCUGGAGUUUUUGAGAAAAUAUAGCAGAAUAUUCAGUGUCGAUGAAACUACAGGCGUCAUUGAAUUACAUUAUACUAACAAACUCAAUCUAUUCAUUGCUUCUAGACAUGUAAAUGAUUCCUCGUGUGGUCUAAUAAUGUCUCAAAAAGGUUGCAUCUUCUGUGUGAAUAGACUUUGGGGAAUUAUCGAUCUUGGGUUCCACGAGCAUGUGUUUUUCGACAGGUCAUUAUUCAAAAAUGUUAUGGAUCUUACUAAACACUUCAAGGUUAAAGAGAUUGUCUACUUCAAUGCUGUUUUAGCGCCCAAAGACUCUCGUGCAAAAUGGCGAGCUACAUGUGUAUGGAAAGAAACUGAUCAGAUUAUUAAUCAACUAUCGAAAAUCAAUCAUUCUGACAGUGGUAUAGUACAAUCACCACCACCAGGAUCAUCCUCAGAACAACAACAACAACACAAUCGUCAACUACAAUCAACUGAUGAUCCUGAUUCAGGAUUAGAUAAUUCUGAUGAACUUACAGAUCAUAAGAAAAAGUUGAUGAACAGUUCUACAAAAAGAGAUAGUUCAAUAAAAGCUUUAUUUGAUGAAGAUGAUUUAUCCUCUGAAUACGAGUUUAUUAUUAAUCAAUUCGCUAAUGUUCGGAUGGUUGAUGUCUGGGAGAUUGAACAGUUUACGAGUCAAGGGAAACAUACCAAUAGUCAAAUCAGCACUAACAGUGUUGUGACCAAUGACAGUAUCACUAAUCAUCAUAAUGAUCGGCAUCAUCAACAAGCACCAACACCACCACCCCAACAACAACAACAUCAUACUAGAACUGGUCAUCCUAUGGCUUCACCACACAAUCCAAGUGAUCUAGAUCGAAGUUCAUCAGUGAGUAGUGAAUCAUUGUCAGAUUUGAAUACUCUAUCAGAAAUACCGAGUAUUAUGUCCGGUAUACAACCGGAACCACCAAUGGUGACAAGACCUUUAAGCUAUGCGGAAAGCACUCUAAGUAAUAAUGAUGAUACUAAUUGUGACUCCAGCUCUAAAAUACUUAUGAUGCAUAAACCAGGUUGUCCAUGUAAAUGUCUAUUAUCCACAACAGAAUAUUCAUUGAUGUCACAAGGCAAAGCAAAGAAAAAUAGUGUCACUACACAAACCCUAUUUACAGGUGAUAUUAAAGGGAAGUUGGUUUAUCAUGAAACUCAAGAGACUGGUAAUCAUCAUUCUUGAAUAGUUGAUUAUUAUUAUCAUUAAUUCAUCUAUUUUUUAUUAAUCCCUCUCUUCUAAAACAACUCUAUUUUCCUAUAAUAUACACCUAUAUAUACAUAUAUGCUUUGUGUGUCUCCUUGUUCGAGACCUUUAUUUCAUCCAGUAAAAUAAAUUAAAAAUCGUUCUUGUAUGUGUACUCAGGUAUAGUUCAAUUCUCACAUCUUAUCUUGAAAGACGAGUUGUUGUUGACCGAGAAAGUCUUCUGAUGUCAUUUCUAUUUGUAUUGACAUGACACAUCCGUUUUUUUAACGAGUAUGACAAAUGCAACUGUUGAGUGUGUGUUUGUGUGCAUGUUUCAUCUUCACUGUCUCUACAUAUAUACCAUGGAUACCACCUUGUUGAUACUACUGACCCUACGAUCAACCAUGAUAUCUUCAAGCUUCUAUAUUUUUAAUUCAUCACUAUCUGUUCUAUGAGAUAAAAAAAAGAGUAUACAAAAUGACAUUUUUAUAAAUGUAAUUCAUAGAUAUCCUCACAUAUUGCUUACAUCAUAAAUAGUUGCUCUCCUCCACUGUUUUCAUCAUACCUGAACUCUUCCUAACUAUGCCUAUUUAUUCUUUUCCUUCAACGUUAACAAGAUGCAUUUGAUCCGUUUUACACACACGCAAACACUCAUAAACACACUUAUUUUGUUCUGAUUCUUCUGAGUAUAUAUGAGUAACAAGUAACAAAGAUAAUUGCGCUCUAACCUAUUGAAGUAUGGGCGAAUUUCAGUAGUAUCAUCAAUUGUCCGCCUCUCUCUCUCUCUAUCUCGCUCUCACCCAUACAAUAGAUUUCUGGUUCGAAUUGGCUGGUACAUUUAAAACGUCCGCUCCACAUAACUAAGAUCAAAUAAAUAAAUAAAUAAUUCACAUGUAGGGCCAUUCACUUGCUUAGUACUUUUUAUUUCCAGUGUAUACUGGUGGAUUGGGGAACUUGAUGGUUCCCUUGAAUUGAUUGUGAUGCAAGGAGUUUACUAUGCUUUCAUUCCUAUCAAAUCUUGAAAGGAAAAAAUAUGAAUGUAAUGUUUAGUUUUAUUCUGUUUUUCCCUCUUCCCGCUAUUCGUCGAUGAAUUUUACUAGUGUAAUCGAAACCCCUUCAUUCCUGAGGGCUGUGAUCAUACAUAUAUAAACAAACAACAUUUCCUGCUCUUCAUACAUACUUAUAUAUAUUUCUACAAUGACAAAAAUUAAAUAGAAACUUUUCUUACUUUCCUUUGUAUUUUGCUAUUGUUUUCUAUUGUUCCCCAAUUUGAUCGUCCCCUGACCUUCACCUUCACCUCCUCUUUGCUAUUUUGUUUUGCUCUAUGUAAAAUGGCUUGUGUUAUUAGUAUAUUCAUUCAAGAAUAUAGAGUGACACUAAAAAACGAUGCUAUUAGUUUGAAAUAAUGUAUAAUGUACUAAUUUGUAGUGAUAAUAAUAAUUAAUGACUUUACUAUUAUUCUAACUGUAAUCGUAGUAAUGAGAAGACAAUUUCAAUGUCAUGAUGAAUAUGUAAGUUUAUAAUAUAAAGAAUAUAUUCAAAAAAAGAAUAAAUAUUGUUUUGCUUUCGUU
Trichobilharzia szidati is the source of this 3656-nucleotide messenger RNA. The record is from the annotation of a GenBank genome assembly. Lineage: Eukaryota; Metazoa; Platyhelminthes; Trematoda; Strigeidida; Schistosomatidae.